ACACGAGAAUGGGAUGAUCUUGUUUCCGAAUCUCUUCAUCGAAAUAGAGAUUCCGUUCGAUUCCAAACAAAAAACCCUAUCAACAUUUGCUUGUUCCUAUGGAAGCGUAUAAGCAAUGGGUAUGGAGGCACAGAGAGUAUGUACACUCUUUGGGAUCUCUUGCCAACGGAUUAACAUGGCUGCUUCCUGAGAAGUUUUCAGCUUCAGAGAUUGGACCCGAAGCAGUUACUGCUUUCUUGGGCAUAUUUACAACCAUCAAUCAACACAUCAUUGAAACUGUUCCAACCACUCGUGCCCAUGUUGGACCUUCCGGGACUGAUUCGUCCCUCCUUUCUUAUCCCCUACUCAUCUCCAUCCUUAAGGACUUGGAAACCGUUGUGGAAGUGGCUGCUGAACAUUUCUAUGGAGACAGAAAAUGGAACUUCAUUAUUGCAACUGAAGCUAUCAAGGCGCUCGUUAGGUUAGCCUUGUUUCGGAACACCGGAUAUAAGAUGCUUCUUCAUGGAGGGGAAACUCCUAAUGAUGACAAAGAUCCUAACCAACCCGAGCUGCAAAAUAGACCUGGUCAUUUGGAUAGGAAUCAUCGUUCUGGAAACCAAAAUCUUUAUAAUCCAUGGAACAUGGAAGGACGGGCGAUGUCAGCUUUAAGCUCCUUUGGUCAGAAUGCAAGAACAACAACAACAACAACAACAUCUCCUACCUCAGGUUGGCCUCGAAGGAUUCAACACAACCAGCAAGCAGUUAUAGAGCCUGCAGUGAUCAAUGAGAAGCGAACAACUCUCUCCGAGCUAUUAUCUGAGAAGGGUGUUAAAGGAGCAUUGUUUGUGAUGGGUGAGGUUCUGUUCAUAACGAGACCGCUCAUCUACGUUCUCUUCAUCAGAAGAUAUGGAGUCCGGUCUUGGAUUCCUUGGGCUAUAUCUCUUUCUGUGGACACACUGGGGAUGGGGAUUCUUUCAAAUCUAAAGUUGUGGGGAGAUAAGAGCAGCAAGCAAAUCCAUUUCUCUCAACCUGAAAGGGACGAGCUUAGGAGACGAAAGCUGCUAUGGGCGUUGUACCUUAUGAGAGAUCCAUUCUUCACCAAGUUCACAAGGGAGAAGCUGGAAAGCUCUCAGAAGAAGGUGGAACCAGUUCCAUUGAUAGGCUUCCUCACAGAGAAAAUUGUGGAGCUUCUGGUGGGAGCUCAGUCACGUUACACUUACAUAUCGGGAUCUUGAGUUAAAACACUUGUGCAACAGAACAGAUCCGCAUUGUUGGAUUGCCUUAGGGAAUGUUGCAGGCUUUUGUAAGAAGUUGCGUUUAUUUCAGUUAGGACAUACAACCACACAAAGAUGUAGUUUUGAUGAUGAGCUGUUGAUAUUUAAACAAUGGACCCCAUACAAAUAAAUGAAACAAA
Molecule: messenger RNA, 1393 nt
Organism: Brassica oleracea var. oleracea
Lineage: Eukaryota; Viridiplantae; Streptophyta; Magnoliopsida; Brassicales; Brassicaceae
Product: peroxisome biogenesis protein 16-like
Exons: 7
Coding region: 99-1214 (371 amino acids)
Biological process (GO): peroxisome organization
Cellular component (GO): peroxisomal membrane
Source: RefSeq, a predicted model, not a curated record